AUGCAACGCUUAGACGACAAAGACGCCCAUAUAAACUCCCUAGAGGAUGAUGUCAAAAGUCUAACAGCGCUUCUCGCCAACCAAGACGAAACCAAUCGUGAACAGAACUCCCGGAUUCGCGAACAAAAUUUCCAGAUUCGAGAACAAAACACUCGGAUUCAACAUCUCGAGGAAAUAGUUUGCAGUACGAGCAACGAGAAUCAGGAUACAUCUGAAGACACAUCAGGACAGGAGCAGGCACAUUCGUCAGCAACAUCUAGUAAAUCGGCUUCUGCCCUCAUGCCACCGAAUGAGAACGCUGCCAAUAGAAUUCGCCGACAGUACGCCGGGAUGCACGUAGCUUUCCUAGCUCAGUUAACGAAUCGUAUCACGAACGCUUCAAUUCUUCAAACAAUCGUCUUCGACAAAGUCCUAACGAACGUAGGCGGGGCUUCCAACGUACACCUGGGAUCGUUCGUUGCACCUCUCUCCGGUGUGUACUUGUUUUCCAUCACCUUACAAGUCUACCCCGGAAAUUUCACGUUUUUCCGAUUUGUCAAGAACAACUACGAUCAAGUCAGUCGUCUGUUUGCGAGUACAACACCAGAUGAAAACGUGUCCGUGGCACAGACAGUCGUGCUGCAGCUCGCUAAAGGUGACGACAUGACGGUCAGAUAUGAGAACCCAGGCGAAUCAAUUAUAGAUCCAGACUUCUUGUCGGAGGUGGACAGCACUGAAGAUUUCCAGGUGAUAGCAGUCCAGUCUGUUUACUGCUACCAGUGCUGCGAUAGACCAGCCUGCAGAAACGAGAAAAUCGCAGAUGGCAAAUGUCCAUCCUGCAACAAGGUGCCAGACACUGAACGACAUUAUGGUUCUGCCAUGGUCAUCCUGAAGAAAAAAAGACUGCUUUUCACAGGUGCGCUUCUUCAUGGACAACCUGAAGAAACUGUUCAAGGUGGAUGA
Molecule: messenger RNA, 942 nt
Organism: Mya arenaria
Lineage: Eukaryota; Metazoa; Mollusca; Bivalvia; Myida; Myidae
Product: caprin-2-like
Exons: 4
Coding region: 1-942 (313 amino acids)
Molecular function (GO): protein binding
Source: RefSeq, a predicted model, not a curated record